Molecule: messenger RNA, 639 nt
Organism: Blumeria graminis f. sp. triticale
Lineage: Eukaryota; Fungi; Ascomycota; Leotiomycetes; Helotiales; Erysiphaceae
Source: the annotation of a GenBank genome assembly
AUAGCUGGAGUGCGCACCAACGUUCAACAACUCCUCGAGUACUCGCACGAGACAAAGAAGCGAAACUUCCUCGAGACUGUCGAGCUACAGAUCGGCCUCAAGAACUAUGACCCUCAGCGUGAUAAGCGUUUCUCGGGAACCAUUCGGCUGCCCGUCGUGCCCCGCCCGGGAAUGUCAAUUUGCAUCCUUGGUGACCAACACGACAUUGAUCGUGCCAAGCACGGUGGCGUUGACGCCAUGUCUGCAGAUGACUUGAAAAAACUCAACAAGAAUAAGAAGCUCAUCAAGAAGCUUGCACGGAAAUAUGAUGCAUUCGUUGCCUCUGACACACUCAUCAAGCAAAUCCCUCGUCUCCUAGGUCCCGGACUAUCUAAAGCUGGAAAAUUCCCAACUCCUGUGUCCCACAACGAAGAUCUGGCCGGCAAGAUUAACGAAGUCAAGUCAACCAUCAAAUUCCAACUUAAAAAGGUUCUUUGCAUGGGUGUCGCUGUAGGCAAUGUAGGAAUGACAGAGGAUCAGCUCAUUGGUAACAUCAUGUUGUCAAUCAACUACCUCGUUUCCCUCCUCAAAAAAGGCUGGCAAAAUGUCGGAAGUUUGACCAUUAAGGCUUCAAUGUCGCCCCCAAAACGUUUAUAUUAG